Messenger RNA from Knipowitschia caucasica, 819 nucleotides. The record is from the annotation of a GenBank genome assembly. Lineage: Eukaryota; Metazoa; Chordata; Actinopteri; Gobiiformes; Gobiidae.
AUGUGCAACACGUUGUCCGAGAUGGGAAUUAAAAACCUCAUCCAGCUGUCAAUGGACGGACCCUACGUGAACUGGAAAGCAUAUGACAUGAUUCAAAAAGAGAUGCAAAAACAGGUGGACAAGUCGCUGUUAAACAUUGGCUCUUGUGGUCUGCACGUACUACACAACGCUUUCAGAGCGGGGUCCAGCGCAGCGGGAUGGGACGUUGAGCACUCGCUCUUAUGUUUGUAUUGGCUAUUUCACGAUGCUCCUGCUCGCCAUGAGGACUUCAUCAACGCUACUGGGUGUAGCAUCGCAAUGCUGAAGUUUUGCAAACACAGAUGGCUGGAAAAUGUCACGGUAUCCGAGAGAGCGCUAAAACUUUGGCCUCACAUAUUGACAUAUUUGAACAUGGUACGGAAGGGUGAUCUACCAGAGCCCAAGAUCAAGUCCUUUGAGGCCAUCAAGGCCAGUGCCACAGAUCCCCUGUUUACACUGAAACUGAUGAUAUUUAACAGCAUUGCAAGAGAGAUGGCCCCCUUUCUCACCCUUUAUCAGACUGACAGACCCAUGUUGCCAUUCUUCAGUGAUGAUAUGUUCAACCUUAUGCAAGGCGUGCGGGCCGUCUUCUCCGGACACUACCAUCGGAACGCGGGCGGGUGCCACGACGGCCUGGACAUGGUGGUGAGCUCGGCCGUGGGGUGCCAGCUGGGGCAGGACACCCACGGGCUCCGGGUGGUGGUGGUGACGGAGGCAGCCGUGGUCCAUCGUUACUACAGCCUGGAGCAGCUCACCACGCACGGGAUGGACCAGGAGCUGAAGACGCUGCUGCAAGGAUAA